CCGUCGUCGUCGGACAUUAUCACACUCGAGUCUGGCGGCAAGCUUUAGCCUCGCCGCCCAGCCUUGCCCCACGGACCCCCCGACAUCAGACCGCUUCCCGACCCUGUUGGAAGGCCGCAGCCCCGAGCCCGCGCGCCGCACAGUUGUUCUGGCGCAAUUUGACGGGACCGCAACUGGCGCAGUGAUAUGAACGCUGCUGUGCUACGCGGCAAGCCAUCUUGUCCCGCCAUACCCCUCCCCCUCCCUCCUCCCCCUGUCCCUGUCAGGUACACGUCCGAGUUCCACCAGUCAUCAUGUCGGGCAUGUACGAGGUAAACCAGAUUGCGGCGGCGUCGCUGGGCGCCGACCCCGUUACGACCGAGGCCAUCGCGACUGCGUUCGGUCUUCUGCACGUACUGCAGGUGUACACUUCUGCAAUGAUGGCCGUCGCAGUAUGGGACUGGCUAGUAUGUCUACAAGUCGAGUGGGAAGUCAUCUGGAAAUCCCGAUGGACAUCGAUCAAGUGUCUAUACCUAUGGACAAGAUACUACGGUCUUAUUACCUAUGCGCUCUGCCUCUGGCUGUUCAACGCCAAUUUCACCGUCGGGCAAUGCAAGACGCUCCAUUUCCUCAUCGCCGCGACAUGCAUGUGGGUCACCCUGGGAUCCGAGGCGAUCCUCGCCAUGCGCACACACGCGUUCCUCGGGCGCAAGCGGUGGACGGCGAUCUUGUUGUCUGCCAUGCUGCUCGGCGAGACCGCGUUCCUGCUCUUCGUCUCCAUUUCGGGUGUGCACCAGACCAUCCUCCCCGUCGUCACGCGGGGCCCCUGUACCGCGAGCGACGCACCGGGCAAGCACAUCGUGUCCGGCUUCUGGCUUGCGCCCGUGGCGUUUGACCUUUUCUGCACGUUCCUCACGCUUUGGAAGCUGACCACCAUGCACGCGCGCGGCUCGCACCUCGUGAAGAUCUUCGUCACCGAGGGUCUCAUAUACUUCAUCGCCGUCGCCGCCGUCAACAUCCUCAACGCCAUCUUCAUGUUCCAGUCGAACGUGAACAUCCAGAACAUCAACAGCUUCCUCGCGCUCAUCCUCUCGCAAGUACUCUGCUGCCGCCUCGUCCUCAACCUCCGCGCGCGCGGCCGCGCCGGCGCCGUGCACACCUCCGAGGGCCCGAUCGGCACCUCGAACACGAAGGGCACGAUGCCCGUGUUCGCGCACCCGGGCGGCACGCGCGGGCCCGUCGAGACCGGCUCCGACACGGUCAACAUCCCGCUCGAGCGCUUCAACCGCCCGUACGACGAGCUCAGCUACGAGCACGAGCAGGGCGUGAAGGUGCACGUGUCCGUCGAGCGCGACGUCGAGAGCCACUGAGCCGCUCCGCACACGCGCACCUGCGAGAGGCCGCCCAAGUGCGCGCCCGCAGGAAAAUGUUUUUAUGGGGCGCGGGCGCCGUCACGGUGCCGCGCCCUGGUCGGAUGCGUAUAGACUAUCCGUUCGUUAAUGUACGCUUUUUUCCACGCGUGAAAUGCGAUACUUCUACAUUCGUUCGCAUAUGCGUGCCGCGGACUGGGCGUUGAGCGGUGGGGAAUGGUGUUUCAAUACUCGGAGAGUUACAUGCGAGUAGGGAGACAUGUAAGUACACAUUCGAAGUACGCCGUACUUGGGCCCCGAGAUCGGUGUGCGCGUGCUGACUGAGUCUUCCUGUACCUCGAGCCGCGAGUCGCCUUGCCCUUGGAAGGCUGCGAAUACGUCCGAGGCUGGGUCCUGGAUCCUUUCG
Molecule: messenger RNA, 1755 nt
Organism: Trametes versicolor FP-101664 SS1
Lineage: Eukaryota; Fungi; Basidiomycota; Agaricomycetes; Polyporales; Polyporaceae
Exons: 7
Coding region: 294-1349 (351 amino acids)
Source: RefSeq, a predicted model, not a curated record